Messenger RNA from Amoebophrya sp. A120, 7046 nucleotides. The record is from the annotation of a GenBank genome assembly. NCBI's taxonomy places the organism in Eukaryota, Dinophyceae, Syndiniales, Amoebophryaceae.
CUUGAUUCUUUCUACCCGUAUUCCCGUGUCUACCCAUUAAUUUUUUCACACAGUGCUGAACAAGCAUCUUCACUAGUUCUUUUCCUGUCCGUGUUUUUGUUGACAAGUUUGAAUUUUCUUAAGCUAAAGCAAUCUUAUUUUCCAGCACCCACAAUCACCCACCAUGCGUCUCUUACCUCGAUUAGCAAUGUGCAUGCACCGCUUAGUCCAGCGGUUGAAUUUGGACGUGACGGCAGCGGGAAGAAGACCCCGCGCCUGAGGGAAAAUCCCGUGUGCAGCUUUCACGAUGCUGACGAGACUAUCCAUCGGGGUCGCGGGAAUGCGCUUGUUUCCACUCCUCCUUUAUCUUCUGACGUGCGCCCUGCCGUUUCUACCAAGAGCAGAUGCCGGAUUUCGGAAGCACGGUGACGGGCGCUGCACGUUCGAGCAGGAAGAAGUGACCGGGAUCAAAGCCAACCUGAACGGCUUCGAUUUCCAUGUGGGCUUCAAGCUGUGCCGCGACUACUGUGCGGGCGCGGGCACUUCCUGUUGGGGCAUCACCUGGUCGCACUGCCGCCGAACUUGCACGCUGCACGGUAUGCCUGCGAAUCUCUUCGCGGCGCAGCCGCUAGUUGGGGAAUCCAGUCUGGAUGAGUGUUCCAUCGAGCCACUGACCCCCAGCCCGGCGCUCUUCAAAGCGGUAGGAGGGGUGAGUAUUGGGACCGAACCGCCAACCGUGAUGAACUCCGACGGGUUUUGCGACGCAGUGUGCCUCGUGCACACCAUGGAAUGCAGUGUGAAGGACAACAACCACAACAUCUUUGUGUCCGUCGGCAGUGCGGCGGGCGCGCAGCAGCUGAAGCUCAUUGUGCCCGACGUACCCGCACUGCAGCCGGGCCGAUACACGCAGGGUUACUGUCCAGCAGGGUACAACUUGAUACCUGCAAUUUUUGUUUUAUUUCUUUCCUGUUGCCCUUAUUCUAUACCUACAGGUUUCAUCUUCUCUGCUGUGUGUUUGUCUUUGACGUCAUGCAGCUGGCUUGUUUGUUCGAGAACCCUCUAGAGAAGUGGUAGAGAAACUACAGAAAGUACUACAUUCCAAACAGGUUCCAAGGGACUGUGGACCUGCUCUGCCAACUUGGCGAAGUGACCUUCCCACCUGGUGUCACGCAGCAAAUGAAGUGCAACCGCGACUGCGCGAAGGGGACCAUCCAGGCGCUGGAGUCCAAGCAGGUGGUCGUCGUUCCGGCCAUGGCGCAUGGGUCGUUCCAGGACAUCCCCUGCCCGGACGGGUACGGGGGCCCGCUGCGUUUGCGUUGCUUCAACGGGCAAUACAUGUACACCGACCAGAAAUGCGGCCACGACUGCCCGGCCGGAAACAUUUUGGACAACGGCGCGCUGCUCGGGUACAACCCCAUGCCCCAUAGAUCCACGCAGACCAUCGUUUGCAAGGCCCCGUACCAGGGGGUCAUAAACCUGCAGUGCGACAACGCGGUGGUCACAGUGCUUUCCGGAAACUGUUUGCUCGGUUGCCCCGUCGGCACGCCGGACCCGGUCACCAACAUCAUCAUACCGGGCAGUCCCCCUCGAACCUUGCACCCGAAGGGUUUGAAAUACAGCUACAUGGACGAGAUGGAAAGACCCUACACGUUAGAUUACCCCGUCACCGUAGUCAUGGAGCACGACGAAAAGCGCGUGGCCAACUGUCCCGGGCAGUAUGCGGGUCAAUUCGAAAUGCACUGCUACCACGGCCAGAUCGCGAUCAUCACCAUUGGCACGCCGUGCGAGGCAAACUGCAACGACCUGCGGCCGUUCAUGGCGGGCCAGUUCUUGAAGGCCAUUCCGAGUGUCCCGGCGUACUUAUCAAAAGGAAAAAUCCCCCCUCCCCAUAUCAAAACGAAGUUUCUGAUGCUGGAUUUGCGUACACAAAUCAGAUUUGGCUUGCUAGAGACGACUGCAGGCGUAUGUCAAGCCUCAGUCGAGAGGUUUUGACGUAGGCGCCUAGCAUGACAGACGUGUAUGCUCUAAUCCCAACAGCAUCACAAACCGCCUGCAAAAUGCGGAACGCUUUCUGGACUUGCCUUCUUGCAAGACAGACAGGAUUUGAGGUCACAAAUGCGCAUCACAAAUUUUCAGACGGAUACGUUUUCGAUAUGGGGAGGGGGGAUUUUUCCUUACGAUAGUACUCGGGAGAGGUGAAAAAGUUCCCCUGCGAGGAAACGGGGACCCUGAUCGACGCAAAAUGCGUACAGGAUUUUUGUGCUUCUAUCUGUGAUGUUGAAUCGAUCGCACAGUAUGCGCAUAUGGCGGUUUUUUUUUCUUGUCUUCAAAUAGAAAUCUUCGAGAAAACGUUAUUUCCGGAAUUUUUAUACAGGUUCGGGGCCGGUUCCAGAGUCAGCAGGUCUGUUACCGCAACUGCUUGCCUCAAGUUGUGUACCACGGCGGCAUGCCCCUAAAUCUGACGAACUCAUCUAAGCACGGCGAGAUCGUCCGGCGCGACUGCGAGACCGGGUUUUACGGCAUCAUCGAGAUGGCGUGCGACGAUGGUUGGGCAUAUGUCGCAACCUUCGAAUGCGGUCAAAAUUGUGCAGGAGGGCAGUUUCCCUUAGGGAAGGGUGUGGUAGUGUCCUUCGGUGAGCAGUUGCACCUGUCCACCUUCCAGGCCACUUGCCCUGAUGGAUAUGUGGGAACGGUGAUGAUGAGGUAAGCAUAAGCAAACACUUGUUGCAACCUGCGGCUACUCAAAGGAAGUCUAGUUAAAAAUGGAAGUCUCCGAGGGCGAUCAUCCUGUAGUCACAUCUGAAAAUGAAAGACCCCGGUCUGCAAGAUUUUAUCGAACCCUUCGCAUGCAUCUUCAUUGCGCUGGGUUUUUUGAUUCUUGCUAAACUAAUGCGUUGUUUACUACACUUCCCGGUUCCAAAAUUCGGGAUGGUGUUAUGCUACAGCGGCACAAUAAAUAUGAUACACCUACUUCUUCACCUGCACUCGUAUCGACCACAAUAAAACGUGAACGGACGGAAUGUGCAAGAUUUUAUCGAACCCUUCGCAUGCAUCUUCAUUGCGCUGGGUUUUUUGAUUCUUGCUAAACUAAUGCGUUGUUUACUACACUUCCCGGUUCUAAAAUUCGGGAUGGUGUUAUGCUACAGCGGCACAAUAAAUAUGGUACACUUUCUUCACCUGCACUCGCAUCGACCACAAUAAAACGUGCACGGACGGAGUCAAUGCGUCAUGAUCUGAGCCAGAUUUAUUUCACCUUUGUUUCAUCUGUAUCUGCCAAACCCGAUUCUCAGAUGCGAAGACGGCACGCCGUCGUACCAAAGUGGUAUCUGCCUUCCAACGACCACCACGACCACCACUACCACUCGCGCACUCUACUGCCACAACACAACCAUUUCGCUCGCGUACAACGACACACAGUACGUGCUUGCCGCGAACAAGUCCGGCCACGUCAUGGCCUACAACGUUAGCAACCUGACCUACCUCUCCACGAUGCAACUGCAGUGCCCGCCCGGGUUUGGCGGUCCCGUCGAGAUCAUGUGCGACGCGUGGGGGGCACUGGAGGAGUCGCAGUUGAAGACGUUUAAGGAUAGCAUGACGUUUCCGGGCAGUUCCGAGGCGGAGUACCUGAAGUACUACGACACGCAGAACUUCGCCACGGCGUCCUCAAGGGAGUUGGAACAGCAGGAGUUUGGAACGUUUUACAACGGCGAAAGUCAGGCGGACUACAUAAACUCGCCAAUGGGAGCAGGACGAGGCGGAGGAGCGGCGUCUUCUACUUCCAGUCUGGAACACAGUGCUCUUGGUGUAGGAACAACGACCACAACAUCGUCAAGUGAAAUAAACCAAGAAAGGAGCACGAGAGCGUAUUCUGAAGCCCCCCCGGCGCCACCCGCAGCUUCACACGGGCGACAGUUGCACCAUCCUGCCCUCCCCUUCGGGCAGACACUCCCCCCCGCGGAGCAGACGCGGCACGAUAUGGGUGGCGGCACGGAGACCUACCGCGGCUACAGCAUCAACGUCGAGCAGGACUACAAUUCGUUGCGGGGGCGGCCCUAUUGGCGGGUCGCGACGUACUUGAAUGCAACGACGUCUUUGUUUCCCCCCUACCAGUUCGACCACGCGCGGCGGUACGGUGACCAGUACUACGAUGCAUUUGACGAGAACAAAACGGACUACGGUCCGGGGCGGCCGUCGCUGCAUCAGUACAACCUGGACGCUGCGCUCUACCCCUACAAGCAACUCCCGCGUAUCGUCUUCGUCUCGCGCGUCACCUCCUGUGGGCAGAGCUGCUACGGGCCGCUGGUGUUCGAGCACUUCGACACGCGGUACGAAACGGGCAGCCACACGUACGAGGUAAACAAGAAUCUCUUGCACGGCGAGGAGCACCACAUCACCUGCCCGGGAGCGGGGAACCUGGUGCGGUUUGUGUGCUGGGACGGCAUUUUUGUGAAGAUGGACCAGACGGAAAUCUGCGGCGUGAAGUGCGUGGUGAACGACCUGGCCGACGUGUGGCGCCGGUCCGGCCUCACGCAGCGGUUGGACUACAACACCACGCUGUCGAUCAUGUUCACCUUCGCCACGACGACGACGACUACUCCCCCACCCACCACCGAGCCCCCGCCGCUGCUUCUCGGCAUGACGCGACCGCCGAUGAUCACAUCGGACAUUGCGACCACGACGCCGGACCCGCUCUUUGUCACGGACCACUUCGACUUCUUUUCCGCGCAGAAUUUCACGGGGUUCCAGCUGGAGCACAUGGAGACGAAGCUGAUGAGCUGCUGGAACAACCACAGCAACACGGACUUGUUUUCCAGCAACCCGUUGCUGCUCUGCUACAACGGAAAUGUCACGUUCGGCUCGAAGGAUUUUUCCUACGACGGGAAGCCACCGACGCAGGAGGAUCGGGUCGCGGCCCUGCAGGACUCCGUCGCGUGCGGGCGGAACUGUCCCGCCGAGGGGUUUUUGUUCAAGAUCGGGAGGGCCGAUCCGAACUACGUGGGGUUUGCGCGAAACCCCUUCACGGAGAAGUACGGGCAUCUGGACGAGGUGGGGGACGACCCGUUCACGUUGUUCCUGGAGUUCUUCUGGGGCAACCAGCCGACGGCCCGGACUGAGUUUGAGGAGCACGAGUGGGACGUGGACGUCGACCCGCUGCUCGGGACGGAUGGACUGCCGAUUUACGACAACGGGGGCUACACGACGCCGGAAAUCAACAUCGACCCGCGGACCGGUUUGGCGAUCGGCCACCCGCAGUUCUCGUUGGAGUUUGGCCACUUCCGCCCGGUCCGCACGCCCGGGUUCACGUGGCGCGACGAGCUGCAGCGGGAGCCGACGUUCUCGUUGAUGCGCAACGGGGAGCAGCAUUCGCGAAACUGCGAGGACAUCCUCGGCCGGAAGUCCGCGCCGGUCCCCGGCGUGCCGAACUCCGGCGGGCACAGCCUGUUCAUGGGCACAGUUAACUGGCAGUGUCAGGACGGCACCGUGAAUGUGCAGGCGACCUGCAAGCGGCGGUGCGUCGCGGCGCAGUACCGCAAGGCGUUUCCGGGGGGCAACUUGCUGUUACUCCCUCGCGACGAUUCCGUCUACUACGACCACGGGGAGGAAGUUUUGACGCCGUGCACGGACACAAACAAGUUCGCCAACGGCACCGGGAUUUUGCGCGUCUGCGACGACGGGGAGCUGAAGAUAUUGGAGGAGAACUGCGUCAUCAACUGCCGCCCCUACAUCUACCAGGGGACCAUCGACGUGCUGCCCCCCCGGGUCGUCGAGCACGGCACCACGGACAACGUGUUCGAGUGCCCCCCGUACCUGGCCGUGGGAACCUACCGCGUGGAGUGUUUCAACGGGAUCCGCAAGGUCCCCGCGGAGGACUUCACCUGCAAGCGGCAUUGCCUGCCCCUGCGUCCCGGCGAACUGAUCAACGACGAGUUUCGCCACGGAUUCAUCUACCACGACACCUUCCACAAGGGCCAGUGCGCGGACAACAGCACCAUUUCCGUCGGGUGCAGCGACGCGCAGGUGCGGAUCGUCGGCGGGGACUGCGGGUUCCCGUGUCUGGCGGGGGAGAUUCUGCUGGACCCGCGCCGGCCGCUGGACCCGCCCGUGCAGUACCCGAAGUUCUACCACAUGCAGACCCUGACGGUGUCGUGCACCGGGGGCUCGGUCGGGACGGCGGAGCUGCUGUGCCAGAACUCCCAGGUCACCGCGCAAAACGUGAACUGCAACGCGGAAUGUCCGGUGCGGUACGAUCUGGACACGACGUUGUGGGUGGACACGUCGGUGCAGGACGACUUCGACCCGCGGAACUACGGAAAGUUGUCCACCGGGAAGGUGCUGCAGCCCGACACGCUCCAGCGGUACAGCUGUGCCGGCGGGGAGGCGCUCGUCAAGUGCGACACGUCGGGCGAAACAGCCGUCGAGGGGGUGAUCGAUCAGCCGUGCGGAAUUCCGUUGCGCCUGUGCGGUUGCUGCGCCCUCAGCUCGCAGCUGCCCACGGCGGGCGCGAGCUCGUUGCGGAGAAAUUUCGAAAGUUUCUGGACCAGAAAUGGCAUAGUCGCUUUGUUUCUCCUACUCAGGUUUGCGUUCGCCGUCCGGGCGGACGACGCGAGAUAGGCGGUGGCACUCCCGAGCCCGCAAGAGCGCCGUGCGCGCUCUGUGCGGUACUGGCCUAGCGUGCGAGAAAGAUAUUAGUAACCGAGCGCCGCGACACUCCCAACAACGACGACGGCUGGCGGGGCUAGAACUCCUCGGUGCACAGGAGGAGUAAGUUACGAUGGACGGGGGCGCGGGAUGCAGCAGUUGUACCAGGGUACUUACCGCCUUGCUAGGUCGUGAGCAAGGCGAAGUGGGGGGCUUGCUUCUGUAAGGAGAGAGCGGAAAGGAAACUACUUUUUACCUCAUCGGGAUGGAGUAGUUUCUGGCUGCGAGGAGGACUUGAAUCUAUCAGAGCUGAACUUUGUUUGGGACGAAGAUCCUUUGUUCUUGAUCUCCAUGCUAUGUGUAAACUGCUGUGUGGAAAGGAAUUUGUGAAGCAAAGCUAGUACAACUUCUAGAAUGAGAAAAACAAU